AUCAACACAUAUUGACCGUUUUUUUUAAACACUAAUGAGCAAAACUGACAUGUGUGUCUGUUAGCGAAGUAGAAGAUGUAGUUUGAAGAAGCAGCCAAAUACCGGUACGAAACACUGCUCACGUUAUUGGAUCAGUGUCAGAGAGUUUUGGCGCGCCUGUAUUUAACUGGGUGGACACACAGAGUCAUCAUCGGUGUUAUGAGAAAGGAUGGCGAGCUGCACGCAUGUUUUCCAGAUCUCUGGGAUCAAGAUCCGUGAUAAGAAGAGAGUUUUAGUCCAGGGAAUCCAGCAGCUGGGAGGAAAAUACAUAGGUGGCUCAGUCUACCAGCACGCCAGCACCCAUCUCAUAAUUCCUCAGGUUUUGUCCAGUGAGAAGUUUUUGGCAGCCUGUGCUGCAGGAAAGUGGGUUGUGACUCCAGACUAUGUGUUGGACAGUGUUAAGAAUGGUUCCUGGCUCGCAGAGGGACCCUAUGAAGUUACCAUUUCCACAGGUGCCACUUCUGCCUUCUACCCUGUCAGACAGUGGAGGGAAAAGGUGGCCAGUGGGAGGCUAACAGGGGCCUUCCAGGGCUGGAGGGUUCUCCUCAUGAUCCAAGAGCCCACCCGCAGGGCCAUGUUCAAACGGCUCCUAAAAGCAGGCAGGGCCAAAGUAUACCACUGUCCGCCUCCCGCUCAUGCCUCUAUCACUCAUGUCAUGGCUAAACCCAUCACAGAGGAUUCAAAAUCCCACAAUGCUCCUUGCUACCCUGUAAGCUGGAUUGUCCAGCACCUCUUUGGGAGCAAUUGUGUGGAUAUGAAGUUCAACAUAACGGAUGAUCAUUCAGCAGAGACGAAGAAGGCCAGUUUUGUUGAUGUUGACUUCUCUAAGCUGGAGACAGAGCUCAGGGACUAUGUCAUCAAACAGGAGGGCCGGCCGAGGCUGUGCUUCCUUGAAUUUCUGGAUUGCCAUGACCCGUACCAUCCACAGUCCCAGGCACCAGAAACAGACUUCAGCAAUGUUGGUAGUAUGAUAGAGUGCGGUCUCUUCAUUGAAGCCUUGGACUCAAUCAGAAGUGCUGUGUUCCCAGGGCUACUGCCACCAGCGCCAUACCUGGUCUCCCUCUUAGAAUACGCACAGCAGGGUAACGCCACAUCUGUCUUCCUGAGAAAUUUCCAGCAGUUCUUGUAUAACCUGCUCCUUACCAACCCUCCCUGGCUGGCCCCCAGCACAGUGAAAAAAUAUUUUACCCAGGUGUUGCAGUGUCCCCGGUGUAAGACAGGCCUGUGGCCUUUUCUAGAGACAGCCAUCAGUUACUGCCUGGCCAGUGAGGUCACAUGUCACCCGCUCCCUGGACCUGCCCAGCCAACACUGUUACAUUUUCAUAGUGACCUCCUGGCGUUUUUCCUCAAGCUCUUCCAGGGGGAACUCCACUCUGUCAGCACCAGGGAUUUUGUGUUGCCUGAGGGAACAGGAGUCUCUCAGGCUUCAGCUUCAGGAUCUUUGCUGUAUGGAACCUUCUGGACUGUGUGGGAGCGCUCCACGCUGUUGUCCCGAGCUGUGAAACAACUAACCCAGCUCGUGGUACAGGCUGCCAUCGAGGACUACACUGAGAGGGAUGAGAAGCAGAAGCUGCAUUUGGCGGACACCUUGCAGGACCUCCUGUCUGUGUUGGUGGAGUUCUGGUGUCAGCAGCACUUCAAACUGAACCCGAACCUGGUGGAAAAGGGCCUAAAAGACCUAGCAGAGCACUUUGCUGUUAUCAGCCAGGAUGUGUCUCCGGUGGUUCUGGCAGAGCUGGUUGUCCGGAUUCGCUCUACCAGACUUAAGUUGGUGAUGGCUGAUGCCAUAUUCAGGAAUCUCUGCUGCAGAAAUGGAUUUACAGUUGGAGAUGAACCCCUCUCUCUCAAGAAAAUGGUGCUGUCCUACCUGCCAGCUCUGGGGAGUUUGGCUCAGAGUCCCACCGGAGCUCGCCUCAGGACUGGACCAACCUCCCACAGCUGCACCAACCAGGGGAUCGGUUGCAGUACUUCAAGCUCUUUGUUGAAUGAAACAAGCCUGGAGAAAGAGAACAUCCCCAGAGGUUUGAACAGAGUCAACGCAGUAGGAGAGACCCUCCUCCACAGAGCUUGCAAGAGGAACCAAGUGGAAACGGUGCUUCAGAUCCUGGCGCUUCCUGGCACGGACGUCAACGUUAAAGACCAUGCAGGCUGGACGCCUCUGCAUGAAGCCUGCAACCAUGGCAGCACUUCAUGUGUGGAAGCUUUGCUACGUCACCACCCUGCCCCUGUGCUUAAUAACCAGGUGGGUGGAGUCAGUCCACUGCAUGAUGCCCUGCUGAACGGACAUAUGGACAUCGCCAAAAUGCUACUGGAGCGCGCAGGCUCAGCUCUUCUGCAGCAGACUGAUGGAGACGGGCGGUCUGUACUGGAUCUGGUCUCUGCAACGAGUCAGAGGGAGGAGCUCCUCCACAGCGCCCAGGUCGGAGACUCGGCCCUGAGAAACAGAGUGACUGAGGUCUUGAACCUGCCCUACCUGGAGGCUGGAUCCUCUCUGCUGGCCCACCUCAUUUUCUCCUACCAGCAAGAGAGGGGCCUGCCUGGCCGCACACAACCCAGCGACAAGUCCCACCGCUUGGGCUACAUGCUGGUCCGGGCCCUGGAAGCACAUUCCCUCCAAAAAGUGACUUUGGGCUGGAUGGACCAGCGUGCAGUGAGGCUGGUGGAGGAUGUAGAGACACUGUUGGAGCUUGGCAGAGGGAGUUACCUGGGGCAGGUGUCUAAGGCAGUGAAAGAGUGCAAAGGAGAGAAUACACUGUUCCUAAUGGAGAUACUGGAGGAUCUUAAGGCUCGGGGAGAAGCGCUAGUGGUUGACCUGUGACAUAGGAUGAAUGGACAAUACACCGAAAAAGACUUGAAUGCAAAACUUAUGAUUGAAAUUGUAUCUGUGUCAGUUAUAUACAACUGUUUAUUAUAUGAUCAUACAGUUUACCAAGGCCUUAAAAUAACUACACAGGCAACAAACAUCUGGCCGUCUGUGGAUGUAUGUCUCCAGAAUAAUGUGGCCUUCUCCUGUCUUCCCAUUCAGUUAAAUGAAGAGAUAGAAAGCAUUUCAUGCUUUUGGUUAUAACAAAUACAUGGUUUGGAUAUAUGUCACUACCUUGUUUUGAUUUAAAAUAUUUUAUACUUUGCAAAUAUUUUUCAAAUGGAAAAAUGUAUUUAUGUUUAAUGUUUUUAUUGCAAGACUGACUGUUUUGUAGACUGUUACUACCUCAAGUUCUUGUUUUCUACAGCCACAUUUUUAUGUUCAAAGAUAAAAUUGUUUUUUCACAUAAAAAUAACUUGACUGAGUGGUCAAGUAUUUUAUACCAAUAAAUCAAAGGGAAAUGACUACUGCCGUGUAAGGCUGAAAGGUGCUCUAACAAAUGGAGGGGCUUCAUGUGGGGGCCACAGUGACAGAGUAAAACCACUUCUCACAGAAGUCAUCCUGGUUUGAAAUGCUUGAGGCCCUGAUGUUCACGCAGGGUCUUAGCCACACAGACAGCAGUGAGGAAUGAGCCACUUCCUGAAGCUGAGCAUGAAUGAAGAGAGGGACUUAGGCCUGCUUGUUGGGGUGGGUCGAGUGGGCGAUGGAGCAAUGGAGGUGAGGAUUUAAACCUGAAAUGUGAACGCAAUUGGUAUUUGAGACUGAGAUGAAUGGCCUUAUAAUUCCUUUGCUGCUACCAGUGUUGGGUUAAAAAUUGAUUGUUGAUGCAGAAAAUUUUGCAAUAACCCAGACACUCUGAAGAUGAUAAAAAAUAUUUAAUCUCG
Molecule: messenger RNA, 3786 nt
Organism: Siniperca chuatsi (mandarin fish)
Lineage: Eukaryota; Metazoa; Chordata; Actinopteri; Centrarchiformes; Sinipercidae
Gene: slf1
Product: SMC5-SMC6 complex localization factor 1
Exons: 18
Coding region: 209-2857 (882 amino acids)
Biological process (GO): positive regulation of double-strand break repair
Molecular function (GO): protein binding
Source: RefSeq, a predicted model, not a curated record